AGGGCGCAGGCGCGCCCAGGAGCGACGGGGCGUUGCUGGGAAACAUCUGCCGACGCCUGCGGACCGGCCGACAUGGCGGCGGCGGCGGCGGCGGCGGCGGUGGCGGCGCUGGCGCGGCUCGCGGCGGCCUUCCUGCUCCUCGCGGCCCAGGUGGCCUGUGAGUACGGCAUGGUGCACGUGGUCUCCGAGUCAGGGGGCCCCAGAGGCAAGGACUACUGCAUUCUCUACAACCCACAGUGGGCCCACCUGCCCCACGACCUGAGCAAAGCGUCCCUCCUGCAGCUGCGGGACUGGACGGCCUCUGUGCUCUGCUCUCCGCCUGACCUCCCGGCCAAAGGCUUCAGCAACCAGAUCCCGCUGGUGGCGCGGGGAAACUGCACCUUCUACGAGAAAGUGCGGCUGGCCCAGGGCGGCGGGGCGCGUGGACUGCUCAUCGUCAGCAGGGAGACGCUGGUCCCUCCAGGAGGCAACAAGACACAGUACGAGGAGAUCGGCAUUCCCGUGGCCCUGCUCAGCUACAAAGACAUGCUGGACAUUUUCAAGAGUUUUGGCCGAUCGGCGAGGGCAGCGCUGUAUGCCCCCAACGAGCCCAUGCUUGACUACAACAUGGUCAUCAUCUUCGUCAUGGCCGUCGGCACCGUCGCCCUCGGGGGCUACUGGGCCGGGAGCCGGGACGUGAGGAAAAGGUACAUGAAACACAAGCGGGAUGACGGGCCCGAGAAGCAGGAGGACGAGGCCGUGGACGUGACGCCCGUCAUGAUCUGUGUCUUCGUGGUCAUGUGCUGCUCCAUGCUGGUGUUGCUGUACUACUUCUACGACCAGCUCGUCUAUGUGAUCAUAGGGAUCUUCUGCCUGUCCUCCUCCACGGGCCUCUACAGCUGCCUGUCUCCACUGGUCCAGAGGCUGCCGUUUGGCAGAUGUCGGGUCCCCGACAACAGCCUGCCCUACUUUCACAAGCGGCCUCGGGUCAGCAUGCUGCUCCUGGCGCUGCUCUGCUUGGCCGUCAGCGUGGUGUGGGGUGUCUUCCGGAACGAGGACCAGUGGGCCUGGAUCCUUCAGGACGCACUGGGCGUCGCCUUCUGCCUCUACAUGUUGAAAACCAUCCGCCUCCCCACUUUCAAGGCCUGCACGCUGCUGCUGCUGGUGCUCUUUGUCUACGACGUCUUCUUUGUGUUCAUCACGCCCUUUCUGACCAAGAGUGGGAACAGCAUCAUGGUGGAGGUGGCAACCGGGCCCUCGGACUCGGCCACCCACGAGAAGCUCCCCAUGGUCCUGAAGGUGCCCCGACUGAACGCCUCGCCGCUGGCCCUGUGUGACCGGCCCUUCUCCCUCCUGGGCUUCGGGGACAUCCUGGUGCCAGGGCUGCUCGUGGCCUACUGCCACAGGUUCGACAUCCAGGUGCAGUCGUCCAGGGUCUACUUUGUAGCCUGCACCGUGGCCUACGGGAUCGGCCUCCUGGUGACGUUCAUGGCGCUGGCCCUCAUGCAGCGCGGCCAGCCCGCCCUCCUCUACCUGGUGCCCUGCACGCUGAUGAUAAGCUGCGCCCUGGCGCUCUGGCGCAGGGAGCUGGGCAUGUUCUGGACGGGCAGCGGCUUUGCGAAGGACCUACCUCAGUCUCCUUGGGCGGCGUCUUCAGCCGACGGCCCCCAGCCCCAGAUGGACUCAGACACUGGCCUCUCCCAGCCGCCUCCAGGCGAAGGACUGGCCAAGUGCUCCCUGCCCACGAAGCAGCCCCCGGCAUUGUCUGCGCCCGAGGAGACCGGGGCCAGAGCACCCCCCCAGGAGCCCACGAGCCCAGCCAGCCGCACCCCUGAACCCACAGGCCCGGUAGGCACCUCGGCCUAGAUGAUGGCGCAGACUCUCGGGCCCUCGCUGCUGCCCCUCUGCGCCGAGAGACCCCGAGACUGGACGUGCUCGGCCCUCCCCCCCCAACUUGGUGCUCUGGUCUGGCCGAUGUCCCCGCUCUUCCUCCUCCUUGAGCAGAGCCCAGCUGCACCCUGGACCCUCUCCAGCUCCUGCUCCCAGCUCGAGUGGCUGCCGUGAGCCCCCGGACCGACGAGGUCACCCGUGUGGAGCGCCCAGCUCCACGGUCUUGCCUGUCAACUCGGUGGUUCCUUGGAAAGGGCAGGAAGUGCCGCCUCCGACCGCCCACGGCUGCAGAUCCGCCCACAUCUGGUGCUUACCUUGCCGCCACUUCCCUCAGGUUCUCUCCUGUGCCGCGCCUGCGCGUCCCCAGGGACGCUGGCCAGCAGAGCCCAGUCCGGCACCUGGGCCCUGGAUGUCUGGACUCAGGAUGCGGGCCCGGCUGGCCGGGUCGGACCUGCCUCUGUGUCGGCAGGGACUGAAAGCGGCGCCCGGCGUGACGGGCCACCCCUCUCGGGCCCGCCUGGCUCUUCCAGCAGCCAGGGCCGCCCAUGCCUGCGCUCCAGCUUCUCCGCCUCUUAAUAAACGGCCAUGACUCGUUGAGCUCCGUAGUGUCACCUCUUGGGUGUGAGUCUCUCGGACCACCCUUGUUGGGGCGGGUGGGUGCCAGGCCGCACCCUCCACGGCGGCUGUGUCUUCUGUGUGGGCUCCGUUUGGUCUUUCAGCUUAGAGGGACUGGGGAGGGGGGCACCGUCCUCUCGGCAUCUGCACAUUCUCAACCCCACCCCAGACCGGCCUCUAGCGACACCACCGGCCGGGCGAGCAUACUUUUUAUUUAAACCGCCCAGGAGUUUCUGCAACGUGGAGAGUAUUCUGGAAUCGGCAUUUUGUCUUCUACCUCACCGACAGGGUUCUCCGAACGUCAGGACAGAAAUGCCGCGGUGCAGCGGCCCCCGUGCCAGGGCCGUGCCCGUCCACGCAGCUUACAGACUCAAGUUCAGAAAGACAUAGACCCUCCAGCCGCACGGUCCCAGCUCUGUCCCCGACGUGUCUGCUGAUCAGUUGUAGACAGCAGGCGGGGGGUCAACCAUGAUCCAUUCCAGAAAAUACCAGCACCAGACAGACUCACAGCCUUUGUCAGCCAUGCUUCUCUAGAAGAAAUGGUUAUUCCAAAAAAAAAAAAAAAAAAAAAAAAAACCAGACGUUUUCCACCUGUUUCUGUGUGUCUCUUAAAAAAACAGGUGACCUGGGAGGGAGACCAGCUGGACCUGCCGACCCCAGAGAGCCCCUGACUCGGAGGCCGGAGCUGGGGUGCAGCCCUGGGCGGCCGGGGUGCCAGGCCUGAGUGGCCCCCUUUGCACAUCGGCCCACACCUUACUCUAAGCCAUUUUGUACGUCGGUGUAGGAGCCGGGAUCUCUCUCUGUCUUCUGUGUUUGACAAACAUCAAGGAAUUCAAGGCGGCUGUUAGUUCCUGAAGUUUCCAUUUGCAGUUUUUGCCUUCUGUAUUUUUGGAGGGAAACAGAGCAUGAGUGGGGGAGGGACAGAGAGAGACAGAGACAGAAUCCUAAGCACACUCCACUCCAGGCUCUGAGCUGUCGGCACAGAGCCCACCGCGGGGCUGGAACCCAGGAGCCGCGAGAUCAUGACCAGAGUUGGGCGUUCAACCGACUGAGCCCCCCCAGGCGCCCUGACACAGCUUUUGAUAGUUGUUGCUUGGCUCUCAUGUUUUCCACAGUGUGGCAGCUGGCAGAGCCCGGCCCGGCAGGAUCAGAGUGGCCUGGUCCGCGAGGAUGGCCACACCGCCCCGGGGAGCGCGUCCACACCGCCCACUGGAGCCGAGCGGGGCUGCUGUCCUAUUUCCUGGCACUGGAGAGUCGAAGGAAGCCCAGUCAGCGCUCAGUCCACCCCGUGUUCCGGGCCAUCGCUUGUCCGUGGUGAUCUAAGCAGCGUGGCGGGGAUCCGCACCCCGCGGACUUUGUGAAGAGCCAGCCGGCGUGUUUGGGGUCUUCCAGGCCACCCAGUCCCUGCCACAACUCAGCCCUGCUGCCAUAACCCAAGUGUCACAGCACGUGGCGGGCAGGCGUGCCCGUGGCCAGGGCGCUGACGGACACAGAGAUGUGCCUUCCGAGUGGUGUUCAGAGGUCACGUGAUGGCCUCCUUUUGGUAUUUUUCAACUAGUCAACACAGUGAAGCCCUUUCUUUGCCAGCAUCUUCCAAGGGCGGCGGGCCCACCCCCGGCUGUGCCGCCCACGGUGUGAGCGGUGCCUCUGCUCUGCUGCAGAGAGAGAAGGCGAGGCUCCCGAGGCCGGUCCACUUGGCUGCGCGGGGCUGGCGGAGACGCAGCAGAGACGUGUCGCUCCUCUGAGAUGGUCCCGACACCGGGUGCUCAGUGGUCUCGGCCAGGCCGCGGGGGCCGGGGGCCCAGCGUCCUUCGUGAGGGCAGGGAGGGCCCCACGCGCAGAGCUGCGGGUGGGCGCAGGGGGGACAGUGCUCCUGCCCUGUGGCGGGGCUCGGCUCGGUGCUGGGGUGCGGGCUCUGUAGUUGGCUCGGGGCCGUGAGGACAGCAGUGUUCUUCCACUAAAGCCCCAGAGCUUAUUUGGUUUCCACGACUCAUUCAUUCCAUCAGCCUUCAUUGAGCACCUGCUGUGUGCCAGGCCCCCGACUCCACCGGGGAUUCACGUGCGAGGCUCAGACCCCACUCUGCCCCAGGUGGCUGACCCUGGAGAGGAGGGACAGGACACGAGUCCACACCUGUCUUUGUCUUUGGGAAGGGAACUUGGAGGAGACAGGUGAGGCCUGUAGUGGGGAGAUCAGCAUGGCUGCUGGGAGGGCAGGAGAGGGGCAGGGGUCUCUUGGCCCCAUGGGGAAGGCAUGGCCGGUGUCACCAGAAGGUGAGGGGGCAGGAGUCCUAGAAAGGGCAUAGUGGCACCUGUCCUGGUGGGGGGAGGGGAGGGAGACCCCUCCCCCCGCAGCUGUCGUAGCAGCAGUGGGAAGAGCCCAGGUCUGCAGUCUUGGCUUACAUGCUGGAGGAGUGACCUCGGUCAUGCCCCUAUGCUCCCUCUGGGGCUGUAGCUGCUGCUUCUGCCAGUGGUGUGACGGCUGCUUCUCCAGGGCCUCCCUGCAUGUGCUCAGGAAACGGGACCAUGCUGCAGGCAGCCGGGACCCGGAGGAUUGCUCUCCCGCUAGCACCAUGCUUGGCUCCCCAUGGCUUAUGGCGUUUCCCACAAAAGUCAGUCGCCACUUAGGACAUGAAAGACGAUGCCACCAAUGGUAGUAAGACAGCUGGUCCCUGGAGACAAUUCAGAAAAUAUCCCCUGAGCGUCCUGAGCAGAGACGAAGAUGUGUUCCCCCAGGGCCGGUGAGGGAGAAGUAAGCGGGUGGGGAGGCCGGGGUCCCAGCGGGGCUGUGGCAAGCGUGUCAAAACUGAGGCCAGGCCCCUGCCCCAGCCUGGCCACGACAAACGCCGCCCCCACCCCUAGUCCUGACCAGCCCUUUCCCGACUACCCACGGCUUCAGAAUCGAGGGGCCUGAGAAAGUGCCUCAGCCUGGGGGACCUGGGCCAGAAUCUGAAUAAAGUGCGGUUGUUCGCUAACUAA
This is a messenger RNA of Felis catus (domestic cat), 5460 nucleotides long. RefSeq names its product signal peptide peptidase like 2B (gene SPPL2B). The transcript has 15 exons. Bases 73 to 1845 code for a protein of 590 amino acids. Gene Ontology annotation, biological process: membrane protein proteolysis. Lineage: Eukaryota; Metazoa; Chordata; Mammalia; Carnivora; Felidae. Gene Ontology annotation, molecular function: aspartic endopeptidase activity, intramembrane cleaving. Gene Ontology annotation, cellular component: lysosomal membrane; lumenal side of endoplasmic reticulum membrane; cytoplasmic side of endoplasmic reticulum membrane. The record is from RefSeq and is a predicted model, not a curated record.